GUAGAUGUGAAAAAUAUAAAAAUACGAACAACGAUUUUUCUCCAUUGAUUCUGUAAGUUUGCUUUGAAAAUAGCGCUGGUCUCAUAACUUGUUUUCGGCCAAUAAUCUGGUUCUUUGCUUGGUCCUAAACCUUUUAGAUUUUGUCAGUUUUACUUUUGCUUUCAGCUCAAACGUUUCACUUUUCCACUUGUUUCCUGUUCCUAGACACAUAUUGAUGCUUAUUGAACUAAUUGGAAUGGCAGAACCGAAUAAAAACUCUGAUAAAACUACAUUCAAAGUGAAGCAUUUUGAUGAAUAUCAUGACAUAGUCAUUGAUUGGAAUGAUGAUAGACAUGAAUAUAAAUACCAACAAUUAUUUGAACAGCUGGAAUCAAUAACUGGAGUACCAAAUAGAUAUACAAAUGUACUUGGCCUACGCAGACUUCAACCUACGACCCUACCCGAUUAUUUUUACUGUGGCAACCAGAUAGGGAUACAAGGUAGACCAGAUAUCAGUGAACCACGUCUUCGUGAUGGCGAAUGUUUUCGUCUGAUAUGUAACUUAUCAUUUGAAUGGUUUAGAUACAACCGUAUUUGUAUGAACUACAGUCUAGUAGCUGAAGACGGCAUUCCUGAAGGAGUCUGCAGUCAAUUUUUUUGUCAAAACCGAUACAAUAAAGCUUACUUCAAAAACAUAAAAGAUAUCGUUAAUAACGAGGAAUUGAAUCUAAAAAUUUCACAGAUUCUCCAACCAGUGGGUAGAGGUCAACGCUUAAUAGCUGACCAGGUUUUCAGAAAGUUCAAUAUUAAACAAUAUUUCAGUAGGAAUUGUGAGUUUUGGUUUAGGAGGAUGGACCCUGAUGAACGUAUAUUUCACCGUCAUGAUUAUCAAAGAAAUCGUGGUUAA
Messenger RNA from Tetranychus urticae (two-spotted spider mite), 886 nucleotides. The record is from RefSeq and is a predicted model, not a curated record. NCBI's taxonomy places the organism in Eukaryota, Metazoa, Arthropoda, Arachnida, Trombidiformes, Tetranychidae.